Cavenderia fasciculata is the source of this 3189-nucleotide messenger RNA. RefSeq lists its product as uncharacterized. Lineage: Eukaryota; Evosea; Eumycetozoa; Acytosteliales; Cavenderiaceae. The transcript is spliced from 2 exons. The record is from RefSeq and is a predicted model, not a curated record. The coding region runs from base 1 to 3189 and encodes 1062 amino acids.
AUGACAACGCCUAAAAAGGACAAAUUCGUAGAUCCUCACUUUGAAUUUGAGGCACCUCAGUUUGUAGACUUUACUGCAACCUCUCAAAAUGAUGAUCGUUGGUUUGCUGGAAGAAAGGGACAUCCAUCAUGCCCAACAUCAUUUAGAAAAUCAAUGGAAACAUCAUUUGAUACAAAGAAUAAUAAUAAUAAUAAUAGAGUCAGUGUCAACAACGAGAAUCAAGAAAACAAUUCAUCACUUUCCAACUCCUCCUCAUCUUCAUCUAUUUUAAAACCAUUGUUUGGUACACCACAAAAGAUACCUUUAAAGUUGCACGAUAACAUUUUAAAGUCAUCUGCAACACCACCACCAAAACCACUCACUGUUAUCAACAACAAUAAUAAUAAGACACCAUUACAAGCAAAAUCACCUAUUCUAUAUCCAUCGUUGGUUUUAAAUACACCUGAUACUCCAUCGACCACCAGUAGUAGUGGUAGUGCCAACACUAGUUUCUCAACUCCACCACCACGUGUAAAGACUCCAUUACAACCAACAAGUAGCAGUAGUGCCGCCAUUAAAUCACAAUAUAAACCUUCUGUUCCCGAUACACCAGUUCUCUAUCCAUCCCUUCCCACUACUACCACUGGAAAGGUUACUAGAAGAGCUUCAAUGGCUGCUGGCAAGACAACAACAACAACAGAGUUACCAUCUACUACUUCCUUGGACAUUAAUGGUCAAGAUAAGGAGAACAAGAUAAAUAGUAAUCUUUUUGGAUCAGCUAUUUUAGUAACACCUUCUAGAAAGUCUUUGAAUGUACCUAUUCCAAAUCCAUUCCAAAUGGAUCAACUUGAAAAGAUGUCACAAAAGGCAAAGAGAUUAAGUACAAAGGUUCCAGUUGAUGACUCUUCUUCUUCUUCAACAACAACUACAACUGCUGAAACUACAACAACAACAAGUAAAAAAAAGAAAAAGACAGCUGCUGCAACUGCACCAACAACAAACAAAAAAUUGGCAACGGCAGGUACUAUUGUUGCCCCUGCAAAUGAUCCACCUAAAGAACCACCCAAAGCUCCAACUAUAUUGGGUGCUCCAAAUGAUGUUGUUGCAUCACUAGAAGCACAAAAAAAGAAAAAGAAAAAAAAGGUUGUAAAAAAGAAAAAGGAUACUACUGCUGCUGCGGUUGCAACUGUUGAGACUACUACUACUGUAGUAACUCCAACACCUCUUCCUUCAGUUGCUCAAGCCAAACCAACUCCAAUUUCUGUUGCAACUACCACUACUCCAACUACUACCACCACGUUGAGAACACCAGUCAAGACUCCAAUCCGAUCAUCUAUUUCUAGAUCAUCUUUGGUUGCAUCCGAGUCACCAGCUGCCAAUGGACUUUCAACAUCUCCAUUGGCCAGUCAUAUGGUAUGGAACACUCCAAAGAGUUCAAAGGUAUCUACUAUUUCCCAACAGCAACAGCAAACACCACCCAACAAUAACAAGGUUAUCUCUGCUUCAAUUCAUGUGACACCUUCCAUAUCAAAGGUCAUUUCCGUCACUCUUCCAUCUACUCCAACUCCUCCUCCACCAAGUACAAGUACUGUGAUUACCACACCACAAAGAUACUCUACUUCUACUGCUUCUACUACAGCAACUGCUGCUGCCUCUUCUAUACCAGUUGUUACACCACGUCGUAGAGCUACUUUUGCCGAGUUACCAAUAUUCUCUGUUCAAGAGUUUGUCCAACACCAACCUAUUUCCAACUCAUCGGUCUUGCCAACCGCUAGCUUUGUUCCAACAUCUGCCAUCAAAAAGAGAAAAGAUCCAGAACCAUCCAUCACCUCUUCAAGUUUUAAUUUCAAUUUUAAUGAUAUUGAUAAUAUUAAUAGCAGCGGUAGUAUCUUUGGUGUACAACCAUUGUCCAUGUCAACACUUUCAGCUCCACCACCUGCACCAGUCCAACCAGCUCCAACCCCAACUAUAUUCCCAUCAUUCAAUGUUGAUAACUUUUUACAAAAUGUUCAAAAGGUUCAACAAGGAAGAAGAAGUUCAUUUAUGGAAGUUAAGCCAGCUGUCGUAACACCAUUGGUCACUCCAACUACUACCAAUGGACUUGUCUUUCCAAAUGUACCUGUUACUCAACCAACAGCGGCAGCAGAGAUCUCACCUAAAUUCCCAGUCACCAUUGUCAUGAAUAUUCCAGAACAACAACAACCUCAAUCAAAUGUUGAGAAUGGUGGUGUAGAUACUACCACCACCUCGACUACCACCUCUACCCCAUCCACAGUGGUUGAAGCUCGUAAGCGUAGAAGAUUGACAAAGGUUGAACCAUUCAGUUUUGGAGUUGACAGAAGAGUUGGAAUUGUCACUGAUCCCAAACCAGUGUCCACUACAACAACAACCACCACUCCGAUUGUAUUCCCAUCCCUUUCCAAUAACAAUACCAAUACCUCAACUAGUACUGGUACUGCCAAGACACUCAAUACAACUUUGCCAAAAAAGACAACAACAACAACCAUCAAACCAGUUGUUACAAAGAUCAACACUAACAACAAGGUCAAGGAAACCAAUUUGAAAUUAGGAAAACAAGUUGUUGAUACCAACAAACCCAAGGUUGUUACCAAUCCUCCAACUAUUGUACAGAAUAAUUCUAUUUUCACCAACAACAUUGGCUCAACAACAACAACAACAAAUAGUACUAUUGUCAAACCAUCAUUGACAUCAACAGCAACUACAUCAUCACAUCUAUUGACAGUUCCACAUGAAUUCCGGUUCCAUACAACCGAUAGAUCACAAGUUAGAAAGGAUGAAGACUCUGAUUUACAAAAUAGAUUAUCACAACUACAACAUUUCAAAAACAAACCAGAAGAGAAACAAAAAAGACUCACUAUCCAUGAAUUGGUUCAUAGAAAGAAAACUAUUGCUGCAACUGCUGGUACUUCCACCACAACAACCAAACCAGUAACCAACACCACCAACAAGGACAAGGUAACCAAAACAUUAAAACCAAUUAAACCAAUAAUUAAAAAGGAAAAAGUAAUUGCCAAACCACAACAAUCACAACAACAACAAAUUAAAAAGACAACAACGACAACUAUGGCAACAGUAACCAAAUCCAAAGAAUUCAAAUUAAGUUGUGGUCACGGUCACGGUAAAGUUUGUAGUAAUCCAACUUGCAAUGAUGUACUUGAAAAGUUGAAAAAGGAAAAGAAAUGGAUCUAA